AGAAUCUAAACAUUGGGGGAUGAAGGGAGCGGAGGCCAUUCAUGUAAUUGGCCGUACAGAUUCAUGGUUUAACAAAAGCCACAACGACUCCCAUUCUUCCACCACAGAAAUUUCCUCUCCUCCUAAAUUCACUUAUCUCUUUCUAUAUAAUUGCUUCGUUCCCCAACUUUCUAUCUUCGUGCAGCCCCAUUCAAUCCCCCAUUUUACCCACUUCGUCUUCUCCUUUCUCCUUCGUCUUCCAGUUCCGUUUUCCCCAUCUGGGUUCUCCUGAUUUCUCUUUAAAAUCAACUACCCAUGUUCGACUUUGAGGAACUGGUGCGUUGGAAUUGAGCUUUCGAAGGAGAUUUAUUGUUUUUAUCACAACCCAUCUGCUCGAGGUAAGGGGUAAAACCCGGGUUCGUCAGGCUGUAGACAUCACGGCUAUACACGUAGUUUCCCGGUCGUUCUUUCAUGUCCGGGCUGUACGACGGAAGGGUUGUAUAACUCCGACAAACCCUUCGCCGCACGGCGGACGUGGUGCUUUGCCUUCCGAAGGUGGUAGUCCUUCUGAUCUUCUUUUUCUCGCCGGCGGUGGAUUCUCUUGCUUCUUCUCUUCUUCGUAUUAGCUUUGCAACGAGUCCGUUUGUGUUUUAGCUCUACCGGUUUAGGAUUUGACAUCAGCAAGUUUCUGUUUUGCGUUUCUUUGUUUUGGGUGGGGAGAUUUUGGUGUUGGGUUUGGUUUGAAUUAGAAGCAGACGAUAUGUUGAGGAUUAAGCGUGUUCCUACUGUGGUUUCUAAUUACCAAGAGGACGAGACAGAGAAUGUCUCUCGCAGAACAGGGUGCGGCCGGAACUGUCUUAAUAAGUGUUGCAUUGAAGGAGCCAAGAUUCCAUUAUAUGCUUUCAAGAAGCUAAACAAGAUAACUGGCUCAAAAGGCUUAUGCUGCGAAUAUGAGAACAGUGUUCCUCCUGUUGCUUUUCUUGACUCUCUGCUUCUUGGCGAGUGGGAGGACCGGAUGCAGCGGGGGCUUUUUCGCUAUGAUGUUACUGCUUGUGAAACUAAGGUGAUUCCUGGAAAGUAUGGUUUCAUUGCCCAGCUCAACGAGGGGCGUCACCUGAAGAAGAGGCCAACCGAGUUUCGCGUUGAUAAGGUUCUCCAGCCCUUUGAUGGUAACAAAUUCAACUUCACCAAGGUUGGGCAAGAAGAGGUCCUCUUUCGGUUUGAAGCAAAUGAAAAUGAGAAUACACAGUUUAUUCCAAAUGCCGCUUUUGAUGUUGAGAAUUCUCCAAGCGUUGUUGCCAUUAAUGUCAGCCCUAUUGAAUAUGGACAUGUGCUCUUGAUCCCACGUGUUCUCGAAUGCUUGCCACAAAGGAUCGAUAGAGAAAGCUUCUUGCUUGCUCUUCACAUGGCAGCGGAGGCUGGAAAUACGUACUUCAGGCUCGGGUACAACAGCUUGGGUGCAUUUGCUACCAUCAAUCACCUUCACUUUCAGGCAUAUUACUUGGGGGUCCCUUUCCCUAUUGAGAAGGCACCAACGAAGAAAAUAAUCACAUUGAAAGAUGGAGUGAUCAUCUCUGAGCUACUAAAAUAUCCUGUUCGAGGGCUCAUCUUUGAGGGCGGAAAUACUCUGCAAUCUCUAUCCAACUCGGUGUCUGAUGCCUGCAUAUGCCUUCAAGAAAAUAACAUUCCAUACAAUGUCUUAAUUGCUGAUUGUGGGCAACGGAUCUUUCUUCUCCCACAGUGUUAUGCUGAGAAACAAGCACUUGGGGAAGUGAGUGCGGAGCUGCUCGACACCCAAGUCAACCCUGCUGUUUGGGAGAUAAGUGGUCACAUGGUGUUGAAGAGGAAGAAGGAUUAUGAAGAGGCGUCGGAGGAAAAUGCAUGGAGGCUCCUUGCUGAGGUAUCCCUAUCAGAAGAGAGGUUUCAAGAAGUGUGUGCUCUCAUCUUCGAAGUUAUCGACACAGUUGAUGCUGAAAAUACUGAGGAUAGCUCGAGCAUGCCUGAGGAGCAUGGUGAUGGUUGUGAGGAGCAUGGUGAUGGUUGUCUGAAGGUAGUGGAAGCUAGAAACAACACCACCCACUCGCUCCCGGUUACUGGGACGAAGGAAUGCUUAGUUUAGUUCUACAGUGACUACAAACGUAAGGGUGUUGAUGCAUAAUAUAAAAGCUUUUUAGUCAUGCAUGGUGGAAAAUUUGUGUGGAGUAGAAGUGGUGUUCUGAAUAAGACUUUGGUUGGAAGUUUGGGUGUACUAUUUAGUUAGGACCCUAUGUUUCAUGUGUACUUUUAUUAUAUCAUGUGAAAUAAUAGUUUCUACAGUGUAUCUAAA
Molecule: messenger RNA, 2305 nt
Organism: Cucumis melo (muskmelon)
Lineage: Eukaryota; Viridiplantae; Streptophyta; Magnoliopsida; Cucurbitales; Cucurbitaceae
Product: GDP-L-galactose phosphorylase 1
Exons: 7
Coding region: 740-2098 (452 amino acids)
Biological process (GO): glucose metabolic process
Cellular component (GO): cytoplasm
Molecular function (GO): GDP-D-glucose phosphorylase activity
Source: RefSeq, a predicted model, not a curated record